AUGGGAGACGACCGAAGGAGACAAAAGAGGGUCUGCUCUGAAGACUGCUGGCUGCGAACCUACUCUCCGCAGCCGCCCGGUGCUGUAGUUGAUGCAGCAUACAAAACCCUUCCAGACCAAGCCGAAGCGGCACGAAAGCUGUUUCGACCCAUCAAGCCAUGGCAGACCAGAAUCCUAUGCAUUGAGCCCGCAGAGCGGUCUACAGAUCCUCUUAUUUGCCAACUGCGGACUGCAGAGAUGAUCUACUAUGAAGGAGUAGUGCUAUCGGACUCUCAGGUCCUUAUUACCUACGACGCUUUAUCGUACGCUUGGGGUUGUCUGAAUUUUACGCAUCCUCUGAUCGUCAAUGGCCUCAUCUAUCCGAUUACUGCCAACCUCUCCAAUGCACUCAGAGCACUCCGGGAUCCCCAGCAGGUAUACUACAUUUGGGUUGACGCCGUGUGCAUCAACCAAUACGACGACGAGGAGAAGAGUGUCCAAGUCCGUCGCAUGAUAGCGAUAUUCAGGAAGGCCCAGAGUGUCAUCGCGUGGUUGGGACUUAAGGAAGAAUGUGGUUACGCUGCCAUAGACUACCUGCAGGAUUCAACGGACGUCGACGAGCAUCGAGACGAAUGCAUGCCUGAACUACGCGAGAUCCACAAAGGCCUACAAGAGCUCUACAAGAGACCGUGGUUGCGGAGAACUUGGGUCAGGCAAGAGGUCUUCGUUGCCAGAGACCUAUCGGUUCGUUGCGGGCAGACUGCUGUGCCUUGGUCUACAUUCUUGAUUGUGCCAAGGGUGCUCGAUUCGAUUGAAGAACAGCUGCGGUCUGCCAAGGUUGAUUUCAGUCCAGCCGACUUGCGGGCGCUCAGUAACGUGGAGCACCUCCGGCAAGGCAAGCUGGAAGAGGUCGCAUUGACUACUGCUCUAGCUUCACGACGAAGAAACGAUAUCGGAUGGCAUGGAGGGGAUUCAAUAAACCUCUUAACCGUCCUACGGACUGCAGGCCAUUUCAAGGCAACAAACCCUCGAGAUUUCGUUUACGGUGUCUUGGGCAUGACAGACACAGCGACGCGAAGUAAAGCCGACAACAGUCCUGCGCCGGACAACCUUGAGACACUUCCAGUAGAUUACAGCAAAUCUGUGUCUGAAAUCUUCCAAGACGCUGCAAAAUAUCUCAUCAACCGCGGCCAUUUGCUCCACGUCUUACAUCAUGCUGGGGGUCGGCGUGGCCUUGACCUUGACCUGCCUAGCUGGACACCUGACUGGCGGUACACAUCCGGCAGCAAGCCCAACUUCUCCGCAACGUCGACUCUCGUAGCCAUCUGGAAGAUCGAGUUGUUACCAGCCUCUUGA
Coniosporium apollinis CBS 100218 is the source of this 1335-nucleotide messenger RNA. RefSeq lists its product as uncharacterized. Lineage: Eukaryota; Fungi; Ascomycota; Dothideomycetes. The record is from RefSeq and is a predicted model, not a curated record. The transcript has 2 exons. Bases 1 to 1335 code for a protein of 444 amino acids.